Seriola dumerili (greater amberjack) is the source of this 1504-nucleotide messenger RNA. RefSeq names its product DnaJ heat shock protein family (Hsp40) member C8 (gene dnajc8). Lineage: Eukaryota; Metazoa; Chordata; Actinopteri; Carangiformes; Carangidae. The record is from RefSeq and is a predicted model, not a curated record. The transcript is spliced from 9 exons. Bases 12 to 761 code for a protein of 249 amino acids. Gene Ontology annotation, cellular component: nucleus.
CCAGGAGGAAGAUGGCGGCCGCCGGAGGAGAGUCUUCUCAGAUUGUAUCGGAUGAAUUAUUUCAAAACUUUUACACGGAGGUGAAGCAGAUUGAGAAGAGAGACUCCGUGUUGACCUCCAAGCAGCAGAUAGAGAGACUGCUCAGACCUGGCGCAUCCUACUUUAAUCUCAAUCCCUUUGAGGUGCUGCAAAUUGACCCAGAUGCAACAGACGAUGAACUGAAGAAAAGAUUUCGGGCGUUGUCCAUUUUGGUCCAUCCAGACAAAAAUCAGGAUGACCAAGACAGAGCACAGAAAGCCUUCGAGGCUGUGGACAAGGCAUACAAACUCCUACUGGACCCUGAACAGAAGAAGAGAGCCUUAGAUGUGAUCCAUGCAGGAAAGGAAUAUAUUGAGCAUAUGGUAAAGGAGAAAAGGAAACAGUUGAAGAAAGAAGGGAAGUCAUUGGAUGUGGAGGAGGAUGAUCCUGAAGUGUUCAAGCAAGCAGUGUACAAACAGACAAUGAAGCUUUUUGCAGAACUUGAAAUCAAGAGGAAGGAAAGGGAAGCAAAAGAAAUGCAUGAAAGGAAAAGGGCAAGAGAGGAAGAAAUUGAGGCAGCAGAGAAAGCAAAGCGAGAGAGAGAAUGGCAGAAAAACUUUGAGGAAACAAGAGAUGGGCGUGUGGACAGCUGGAGGAAUUUUCAGGCCAAAGGCAAAAGCAAGGAGAAAAAGAAUAGAUCCUUCCUUAAGCCCCCAAAAGUCAAGAUGGAACAGAGGGAAUGAUUGCUGUAAAAUUGGACUUCACUAGAUUAAAACCCCACUGUUAUAAAAAAAACUCUGUUCUGUGUAUCCUCACCUCGUCGUCUGCAGUUAGCUGUGUAGCCGUCAUCAGGAUACUUGUACAACAACUUCCUCAUAGUUUUGUACUUGGUUUUCUAAUGUACAUAUUUGUGAUCUGGACCCUGGGAUCAUACCUGCCUCAUGUAAGAAAGAGAAAUAAUGCAUCUUCCAUUUCUGUAAUUGACGAGUUGAUGUGGUUUGUCCUUAUUUUUGCUUUUUGUUUAUUUUUUAAAAACUAAAUAAAGCUUGGUAUUCACAAGCCUACCUUACUGUGGUCUACAAGGCUGAGCCUAAAAUUUGUAAAAUGAUAGGUAAAGCUGAAUUCAAGAGACUGUUAUGUGAAUAGGUAAAAGGUAUUAUUGUUUCUGAUGAUCUGGUUAUUACAGAUCACUUUACAAGCCAAUACUCUAAUGACCAGAUUUACACAAAGUACUUUGAAAUGUCAUCGGAGCAGAACAGGAAAAUAUUUCUGAAUCAGCUGCCUGUUCAGUUUUGCAUUCUGUUUUGAAUCAACAAUGCAAGUUUUGAAUGUAGUGUCUGGAAAACCCCCCGUUAGUUCUGCAUGUUUUAAAUCUAUUCAGUAAAUACUGUCAAUAGGAAACACCAAACACUUGAUUGGUGUUUGUUGCACAUAAUUUCCUGUUUGUUGUUUUGGGGAAACUGAAUAAAAUCAUUUUACCUGCUUA